AUGUUCAUUAAUCUGUCAUUGGAAAAGAUUGGGGAGUUCCGUCGUAUCAGCAAAGCUUGGGAGGAAAUGACGAAAAGACAAGAAUUUGUUCUUCAAAAACGUGAGAUGAGCUACCCUGCAAGUGAAAACAACAUCCUUGUUUUCACUCAAACAAGCCAAGAAGGUCACCUGUUGCAAGAUAAACUAAUCGCCACCAACAUAAAAGUGCAAAUGGAUAACCCAUGCAACCACAUACGAUUGCAAGAAGAGAUGUCGAUGGGUGACGACGGCAUCCAUAAAAUCAUGCCUAUCACCACAGAUUUGGUCUGUCUGCAAACUAGCUCUCAAAUCAAAUUCUUGAACCCAAAGACAACACAACUUGCAACAGUUGAAUGGCCAUAUGAUGCCCCUCUCAGCAAUUGUGAAAUAGCAUUUGGUUGUUCAAGUAUUCAUAGAGGGGAAUGGAAAACACUUUGCAAUGUAUGUCCUCGCCUUGUAUCUGAUGGAACCUGGUUUGAUAGAUUCGUAUACUGGCGUGUAGACAAACUAUCCUUUAAAAUAGCAACACCUCAAGAGUUGCUGGUCGUGUUUGACUACCACACUCAACAAUUCCAAACCAUAACUGCCCUCCAUCUCCAAUCUUCUUUAACCCCACUUAUCCUUCUCAUAUGA
This is a messenger RNA of Oldenlandia corymbosa var. corymbosa, 651 nucleotides long. NCBI's taxonomy places the organism in Eukaryota, Viridiplantae, Streptophyta, Magnoliopsida, Gentianales, Rubiaceae. The record is from the annotation of a GenBank genome assembly.